AUGAUUCCUAUGAUUGAUAUCGCGAAGGUUACCGCACCAUCUCUGCUUAUGACCCUAUACUUUUGGGAUUACAGAGACCGCAAAGAGACAGCACGAUAUGCCAGCCAAUACAAGCCAUUUGCUAUCAAGACAGACGAUGCUACCUUUACGCCUAAUGAUGUAAGCGUCGUUGUACCAACCAUCGAUUGGGAUGAAAGUACCCUACCGGCCAACAUCAAGACUUGGAUGAAGAACAAGGUUCGCGAGAUAAUCUUCGUAACGGUUCGACGCGACGCAGAGAAGCUUCGUGAGUUUCUUCGCACGACCCCGUGCCUCGGAGAUAUAAGGAUGCCCUGCGGCGGGCUCCCGAUACCGGUCAAGGUCGUUACCGUAGAGCAGGCCAACAAGCGUAGACAGCUCUGCCGUGGCUUCAAUGAAGCAGAAGGCGAUAUCAUCGCUCUGGUUGACGACGAUGCUCACUGGAAGACAGACCGAACCAUGAUAAACUUGCUUGCCCCUUUCGAGUACCAGAAUGUCGGACUUACUGGGGGGCCUAUCACGUCGUACGUACCCGAGGAACGUCAAAACGAGAGUGUUAUCACCGGUUGGGAGGUUGCCGCUCUUCGUAUUCGUCAUAGAAGAAGGCCUGGUAUGGCGGCGUUCUAUGCUGCUGAUAUGUCAACGAACUUCACGAUAUCGGGCCUCACGAUGCUGAUGCGGGCAAAAAUUGCUCGGGAUCCUUACUUUCAGUACCUGUUUAUUAACGACACCUGGGCCGGUGUAAAGGAGAACUCCUCGGACGACGCAUGGAUCACUCGCUACAUCUUAUUCCAGCACCAUUUCCCCAACCGUGAAUACUCCACAAUCGAGCCGACGGAAUGGAAACUAGGAAUGCAGCUGACUGACGACGCGGAAGUGCAAACCGCGCUCCUACCGGAUAGCCGUUUUGUUGGCCAGUGUAAGAGAUGGUAUAAAAGCGGUCUUCGCCAUCGAUUGAACUGCCUGCUUUACGAGCCAGGAAGAGAAAAAAUGACCCAAACUGCACCGUAUAUGGCACGGAAGAUGCUCGGGGGUAUGCUGAAUCCUAUUUUUACCUUUAUCCGCUUUGUACUGUGGUGCCUUCUGAUAUGCUGGUACCCUACAAUAGCCUGCAUUGGGGGUAUGUAUGUCUUGUAUGCCUGGAUAAAGAGCCUCAUGGCCUUCAUUGACCAGUAUCCUUAUUGUGCGUCGAAAAUUUGGGCUGCCGUGCUUGCUGACGAGCUAUACUUGAUCUCGGACUUGUAUUCUUGGGCUACCAUCAACCAGGACGCGUGGCUAAACCGGCCGAGCGUUGAUGGUACCCCUGAGUCACAGACUACCUAG
Messenger RNA from Hypoxylon fragiforme, 1341 nucleotides. RefSeq names its product glycosyltransferase family 2 protein. NCBI's taxonomy places the organism in Eukaryota, Fungi, Ascomycota, Sordariomycetes, Xylariales, Hypoxylaceae. The record is from RefSeq and is a predicted model, not a curated record. The transcript has a single exon. Bases 1 to 1341 code for a protein of 446 amino acids.